This is a messenger RNA of Ostrea edulis (European flat oyster), 5119 nucleotides long. RefSeq names its product zinc finger and BTB domain-containing protein 18-like. The coding region runs from base 298 to 2628 and encodes 776 amino acids. Gene Ontology annotation, cellular component: nucleus; heterochromatin. The record is from RefSeq and is a predicted model, not a curated record. Gene Ontology annotation, molecular function: DNA-binding transcription factor activity, RNA polymerase II-specific; protein binding; RNA polymerase II cis-regulatory region sequence-specific DNA binding. Gene Ontology annotation, biological process: regulation of transcription by RNA polymerase II; rDNA heterochromatin formation. NCBI's taxonomy places the organism in Eukaryota, Metazoa, Mollusca, Bivalvia, Ostreida, Ostreidae. The transcript has 5 exons.
UUUAACGUUUAUUUAUUUUUUAUAAAAAAAAACAACAACAUCAGAUUAAUGAUCCAAGGUAUAAAUCCAAGAUACGCAACCGGCCAUAAGCGAGAACCCACAAAGCAUUAAAAAUGUUAUUCCGGAAAAAAGAGUUAAUCAUAGUAAUUCUAAAUUUAGAAUUUCUACAUUGCAUCCGCCUUCAUUUUUUUCUAGGGAAGUAUAACCAUUAGGCACCGUGCCUAUGAAACGUUUGAUGCAGUAUUAAAGAAUUGAGGCUCAUUUUCUAGAUUUAGUGGAGAGAAUUCCAGCAUCAGUAUGAGUUACCAGAAGAUGUAUAUGAACCAGAUCUAUUCCAGUUCCAUCAUGAGACAGGUGGCACUUAUGUGGAAAAAUCAGCUUCUGUGUGAUGCUGUCAUUAAAACUGGGAAUGUACAAACAAAGGCUCACAGACUGGUGCUAAUAGCAGCAUGUCCAAUGCUACAAGAUACAGAUAAUGCAUCGGUAGGGUCACAUUUAGAAGUACGACUGAAUUCUGACAUUACCGAAACAGCAGUAACAACAUUUUUGCAGUAUCUAUAUGAAGGCUACAUGAUGUUAACUGAAGAUAAUUGCCGAGAUGUGGAGAAGAUUGCUAAACUGCUUCACAUGGACAGUAUUACCAAGUGUUGCACAGACUUUCAGAAAUGUAUGAACAUCAAAAUGGGAUACACCUCAUCUCAAGGACUAAACUUUGAUCUACAAGACAGUAUUGAUUUUCGUUUUGUCAACACAACAGAUUUGCUUAAAAUGGUCCCAGAAAAUCAACUGAAGAGACUAAACAAAGAAAUGAACCCAGUCAGUCCAGCAUACAAACGACCUAGAUACCAGCAGUCUGGACAUUUCUCUAACCACUCUUCACAAAGGCCAGAUGAUCACUUAUCCAUGAAUGACAGUUAUAACAUAUCAAGUGAAAGAAUUCAAGCCAGGAGUCAAAGUCAGGACGAAGGAGUCAUUGACAUCAGUGAAAACAGUGUAGAACUAGUGAAUAUUGGGCCAGGAGCCAGAGACACAGAUGGGUGGCCGAUUAAUACUGACCUGCCACCUAUCAGAACAAGCUCCUCAGUGUCUGUAACCAAUCAAAAAGAAACAGCUUCAGAUGUUCAAAUUGUUGAUGUGCAACCAGCCAGAAUUGACAGGUCACAACCUCAGCAAUGCAACAUAGCAACGUAUGGCAGAAUUCAAGAUUCGAGAAGCAAUUCGUUCAUUGCUGGGACCUCUCAAGCUAUACCAGUUGAUGUUCAGAGUCAUUCCCCGAGUUCUGCAAGAGGUACUGAAGAGUCGCCACAGUAUAUUAGUAUGUCCUCUAAUACAGUCAGAGAAAACACUCCAGCUUUGUCACCUCUAAGCUCAGGCUCACCAAAUAGCAAUAGAAAACACCGAGGAGCAGAUGAGAUUAGCAGACCUUUUGCUUUAGGUUCAGCUCCUACAGAACACAGGUCUUUCUCUAUGCUGCCUGCUUCAAGUAUUAAAGCAGUGGACCUUGUUCAAAAUGCACACAUAUAUCCAGAGACUCAGAAAUCUAUCAAGGAUAUCACUUACAGAAACUCAAAUGAUGAAGUUAAAGAAAAAAGCAGAACUUCAGCAUCACCAGAGCCAAUAGUAGUGAAGUUAGAAGAGGAGGAUACUGAAUCUGGAAAGAUAGAAGUGUAUAUUCAAGAUCCCCAGAAUGAUUCUUACAGCCAUGAUCCAGGUGAUCCAGGAGGGGAAGGCCUUGUUGAGCUUGAUACAGAUUUGUCCAAUGACGACAGCAUUACCAUGGAACCAGGACCCUCAUGGCAACCACAAGAGGGACAAGACCCUGCAUGUAGAUCCACAAUGAAGAUUGCCAAGGAUAGUAGAAACGAAGACAUAACAACUAUGGUGUUAAAUGCAUUGGCAACAUACAGAAGAAACCAAAAUGAUGGAAUGGAAAUCCUAACAACUCAGAUAAACGACCUCACCAAAGACAUGGUCCAGGUCUGUGAAAGCAGUGCUUCGAUACAAUAUAUGGUCGAGGAAUUAAUAGAAAGUUCUAGCACUGUUGAAAAACUGCUAAUAAACAUGACACCAGGUUUGAAUGAUGAAGAAGAGGACAUGGCAGCAAAUGAAAUGAGCUCAGAAAGAGGAGAAGAGAGUGAUUCUGUAUCUCUAGAGAGAGAACCUGGAGAUUUCAGAAAGAUGACCUCUAACUAUGAGAGUUUCUUUGCCGAGGCAUGCGAGUCCUCCAAGGAACAAGCCUCUGGUAAAUACAAAGAUAACUUUUCUGAUAUUCCUCAGGUUUAUCAAAUUUCCCAAGCAGCAAUGAAGGAACUGAAAGCAAGUUCAAGGAAUGCAGGAGUAUUUGCAGGCAACAUCAUUAAAAAGUUAUUUCCUGAACUGUUUGGACCAAGUAAUUUAAGAUUUCGGUAUUCCUUCUUCGGUGGUGGAAAACUGAAAAAAUGUGAACUAGAUCGUCAAAGGAAAUCAUAUAUGAGACGUUAUGUUACCGCUGCAUACCCAGAAAUCUCUUCUGAAAGUGACUGGAAAAGUAUUGUCAGUAGAGUGAAUGAAAUACUGAGACGUCCUUCACUGUCAAUAAGAAAACCAAAGGACGAUAGUGAAAAUGCAGGACCACAGCAGAUAUCUUAGAUAUGUGGGGACCUUUGUAAAUUACGUAUGUCUUCUGAUCACAGCAGAUGUCUUAGAUGGAUGUGGGGACCUUUGUGAAUUAUGUAUGCCUUCUUCAUUAUCAUUGUGGUAGUUGAUGCAUAUCCCCCUCAUGAGAUAUUUUUAGUGAAGAGUCGAAUUAGAAUGUAAAUACAUAUUGCAAUAUUUGUCAUUUUUAUCCAAAUAAGAAAUAUGAGGUGAUAUUUUUUGUUGAUCGUUUUCAUGGCAAGACUGAUAUAUGCAUGCCGGAUUUUUGAAAGGUAUGGAAUGUCUGUAGUAUUAGUUUCGCUUUUUAAUUUUGAAAAGAUUGGUCAAAUUCAAAUUUGACACCUACUCCUAUAAAUAAGUGUGUGUAGAUAUGGGUUUGUUUUAUUUCUUUUUGGUUGGAUGUUUUAUACAUAAUACUCACAUUAACAACGUCUUGAUUUCCUGUAAGUUUUUGGAUUUCGGUUUCCAGGGCAAGUCUAAAAAGACACUUUUUGUAAUAGAAGGAGUGUUUGAUGAAUUCUUAACCUAAGAAAUGUAGAAAUUCCCGAUGAGGUUUUAAUCAAAGAAAUGUACAAAUUCCCUAACAAACGUUUUUCUCUUGGUAGGUGUCCAUGCCUCAGGUUCAGCGAAAGUUGUUUCUCAGGAGGCACCGGUUGUUCCUGUAGGCAUGCCCAUUUGUGCCAAAAUUGCGGGUAGCUUCUUCUGUAAACAUUGCAGUGACAGAUUUACAUAUGAAGUAGACUUAGUGCAACAUCUUCAAGCAGUUGAGAGGCUUAACGUGUGUAGAGUGUGUCGCGUUUGUGGAAAAUAUUUCAGAUCUGCUAAUGGCCAUAAAUACCAUAUGCUUAUGAACCAUAAUGCAAGCAAAAGUAAUUUCCGUUGUCAGAUAUGUGGACGAUUUUGCCAGGGUGCUAGCUUUUUGAGGAAACAUUUGAAAACACAUGAUAAAGUUAAAGAAUGAGGGUUGCAUUCAUGCGACUCUUUACCCUUUCACAAAUGUUCAUUUUUGUGAUGUUUAGUAUACUACAUGUACAGUAUAUAAUUUCUUUACGUGCAAUAUUUACAUAGUUUAGAUUUGUUAUUUGUACGUAUUUGACGUGAAAAUGUUUUGUGGUGAUUUGAAACCCAGAAAGUAUUGAAGAGAUGAGGGGGGAAUUAAAUUUAAAUGUUUAGUUGCUUUUCACACAAGUCUUUCUUUUCCACGCUUCCUAUGAGUCCUUGUAAAAGAGAAAACGUGGUCCUGUGUGAUGACAAACACAUUCCGAAUGCAUUGGCUAAAGCUCAUAGCGUAUGUUCUUUUUUAUCUGUAUGCUGUUGAACGUUCCUUUAAAAAAUCACUCCUGUAGAGACGUCACCUAACAUAGGUUAAUACAUGUGUUUAACAUCUAUCAGUUCAGGUUAAUACAUGUGUUUAACAUAUAUCAGUUCAGGUUAAUACAUGUGUUUAACAUCUAUCAGUUCAGGUUAAUACAUGUGUUUAACAUCUAUCAAAUCAGGUAAAUACAUAAUUAUGUUUAACAUCUAUCAGUUCAGGUUAAUACAUACAUGUGUAUGUGUAACAUCUAUCAUUUCAGUUUAAUACAUGUGUAACAUCUAUCAGUUCAGGUUAAUACAUAUGUUUAUCUGUUCAGGUAAAUAAAUAUGUUUAUCUAUCAGUUCUCUCUGGGACAUAAAAUGCCAUCCAGUGAACUUAAUGUUCUUUCACAGCAUUUUACAUUUCGAAAGGAAAUUUAUUUCCAGGUAUAUACUAUCCAGGAGUACAUGUUGUGUUAUUGCCAUGGUCAAGGUUCGCUAAUUAUCUCCUAGCAAUUUUUUGUUUGUCUCUGACAAUAUGAUAGGUUAAACGUGCCCGUCUCUGCAUAAGUUUGUGCAUUUCUGGACAUUUAUGUGAAGAGUCUAGAUUUUAGUCUCGUACAUGCACUUGCUACGGAGAUGAGAAGAGGAUGCAUUUUGUUUUCUGGGUUAAAAAAAAGCCUUAUAGAUACAGAUCAUAUUGAAUGUAUUUUGUAAGGGAUAUUUUCUUGUUGUGACCUUGUUAGGAAAACAAUUGGUCAGAUUAUUUUACAUGUACUUAUUGAAUUGUUUUUAUUGAUACAUUGUUCUUAUCUUCGCAAUAUUUGUAAUUUGAAAAUGUUGUCAUUGGUUUUAUGUAUUGUUCAAAUAUUCAUCAAUAUUACAUAAUUUGAUGUAAUUUCAAUUCUGUGUACAAUGAACGUUAAAGUGUAUGUUUUUUGGGGGGGAAAGAACUUGAUUAGUACCUUUAUAUACACAUCUGAAAGUUUUUAGUUUGAAUUUCUAUUCUAAGUGAUGUAACUGAUCAUCAUAUAUUGGUCGUUUUCGUAAUUAAAUUUGUACAGUGGAAGUAAUAAACAAGUAUGUAUAGAUACUCUCUGUUGUCAAUUAUACGGCCUGGAUGCUUUACAUAUUGAAGGCAUUGUCUGCAAAAUAUGAUACUGAAGAACUUGUAUUAAAAAAUCUCUAAAAU